AUGCCACGAAAAAAUGAAUCCCGGAUCUAUGGCGACGUCAAGCUCUUUCAAAAAAGAAAAAAACGCCAACGCCAGACCGUAGAACUCAACGUCGACACGGACGCUCAAGUCUUUAAUGUUGCUCAAACCCUCGGAAUGAUCCCGCCUGCGUCUGCGCCUCAAGCUGCACCCGAACCUGCACUCAACCCUUCAGAUCAGGAUGAUGAUGGUUGGGAAGAUAUCAACGAUAUCCCACAGUACUUGCGAGAAUUCAUUCCAAACUCUCCUCCACACUCACCUGUUGUCGAUCCUGACUGUAAUAACUUUUAUCGGAGGCAUAGAGGACUUCUUGCGAUUCAUCAGCGAAGUAAAGUGUCCGACGCAUGGAAAGCUCUUUUACCCCAGCUUACCGUUAUCUACCUUGAACGUCAACAUCACACCUUGAAUUGGUCAACACACACCUCCUAUCUAAAUGACCAUCCAAAGUGUUCAUGUACAAUCUUUACUACUCGAGAAUUUGAUUUGAUUGGUUCAACAGGCCGCAUGCGCAAACAAGUUGUACAAGUCUGCUCGUGCAAGCCUCUUCCGAUUCAGUUGAUGCACUACGGCUACCUUGCAGGAUCCCACGACUUCCCCACUGUUGCAUUUUCUAUACCCCUGGUUCAGCUCUUCCACGAGAUCUGGAAGAAGACGACUUUAUCUCUUAGUGGAUUUUUUGAAGGUUAUAUGGCGUUUCUUGACUCGCGAUCCAAUACUUACCUGCAUACCCGUAACUCCAAUUACAUAAAUCGAAAUCUAAGACGUCAAUUUACUCAGGCUGUUGAUGUGUACCGAAGUAUCCUCAAGCAACAGAAGACGGUUUACCAACAUGCGCUUAACUUGUCACCAUCACAACUGCUUGCAGAUCAAUGUCCUAGGUGCUUUGGUUCCGCACGCGGCGAACUAAAGACUUCACCCGAUGAACUUGAUUUCAUAUUGGCCAUGGAUGGUAAUUUUCAACAUCGUCAUCACCUCAAAGCUUCUACCGAUCAACCUACAGAAGAAGACUAUCCAUCUUUAUUCAUACCUCCUUCGAAAAUAUCAAUUCACGAGCGUAAAGUUGAAGACACAGCUUCUCAAGCUAAAGGUCUCAAGACGGCGUGCUCUGAAUCUCACACCGCGGCAGAUGAUGUUCGCAACAGCUCAUCUUGGGAACAAUGUGAUGACACAGGUGUUUUUGGGAGUACCUGUCGCCAUGAUGUUCCUUUACGGCUUGUAAACAUCUACAAAAGUGGAGAGAAGCUACAUUAUGCGAUAACCAUUCUUGACAAUAUACUUGAGGCCUUUCCUGAAGCACGAGUCGGUUGUUUAUACGAUAUUGGAUGUCAUCUUGAUGUUCAUAUGGAAAAACGAAAACUUCUACCACAAUACCGAGAACAACUUGCCUUUGCUACGUCAGUUUUCCAUGCGUAUGCACAUCAGUGGCCAUGUCAAAUCAUGUACCAUCCACGUUUCAUCAAAUACUUUGGAUUAUCCGACGGAGAGGGACUCGAAAGGUUGUGGUCAUUUCUAUCCGAUUUAGUUUCACUCAAUCGGGUCUGCACACGACUUCAUCGGCUUCAGUCAAUCAAUAUACGUGCUGAAUUGUAUGGCGAAGAGCUUACAGUUACAUCUGCAAAGUGGCUAGUGAAAAAAUAUCACAAUGCCGUGGAAGUCUUUGGCUUGUCCCAGAACGCCUUACUUAAUCUCUACAAACUUGAAAACCCAGCCACUGGUCGAAGAUAUUCGAGUAGAUUUUUCCGUGAGCAGUGGGAAUCUGAACGUGCAGCACAAGGUAGUAAAAACCAUCACCUGGAUAAGAUGCGCUUGAAAUUAGGAAACCUCCUUUGCUUACGAGAUAAUUUUCAAAAACAGUGGGCUAUCAAUUUCACUGCUGAACAAGAAGCCACACGUGUACAAACGUUGAUUACACUCAAUCAGCAAAUACAAGAAGCAAGCAAUAAAGUAGGCAGUGCAGGUGAUACAGUCUUUACUGAUAAAGAUCAUAAGGAGGUCAUGUUAAAGCUGUGGAGUAGUAAGCACGAGUUGCGAAUGAAAUUCAUAAGUGUAUGCGAAGAAAAACGCCCCUUACAACUUAGUCGAACUGAUGGUAGGUCCUCAAACCUAGGUGCCAGUCGAAAAUCGAUUGUGAUCAAUGCUGUGAGAAAGCAUGCAUUGGCGCUCAAAGGAACUCUCGAAACUUACCUAACUCAGCUGGCAAAUUAUCGCAAGGUCUUUCCAACCGACAUAAUACCAGACCCGGCCUUGAUGGACCACAAUCGGUUGCUUGUGCUAGAGCCGGAUGCACCGUUUUGGAAUGAUGGCUUCAUCACCCACGCCAACGAGCCUUGGGCCAUCGAUCCCAACACACAGCACGGUAUGAGGCAAUUAGCAUAUUACGAAAGAUCAAAAGAAGAGAUACGUCGCAUUGGAUGGGAGAUACGGCGUUCAAUGCGAUGGGCAAUUCAACGGCAUAUAUCUUUGAUGGACUUAUUUCAAGACCUUAGGAAACCCGAACCGACUUCUGAUGCUGCUCAAGCAUUUUUAUCUUCACCGUUCCUCUCUUCACCUGACACAACCAACAUAUCGGAUGCAGCGACUGCGAUUGUCUGGAAUCGCCUUGUCAAUGUCUUACAUCUACAAGAGGUGUGGAAUUUAGACCUUAUGAAUAUUUUUCUCAAGACCGAUCUUCAAGACGGGGAUGGACAACUCCUUGAAGAGUGGGAGUCUCAAGUUUCUUUGAUCGCCAGACUGCGUGCAAAUGGCAGUUUAACUCCAGUCCUCGGCAAUUUCUCAACUAUCACAGUGGAGUCUUUUGAAUCUGACACCGACCCAGAUCCCACCGACACCGAUAACACAACAGCUGACGAGAAAUCUUCAGAUGCUGGAUCUAGUGACGAUGAAGAGAUGCGGAUUCUGGAGGUGUUGAAUGAAGAGGAUGCACUCAGUGCUCUAUCUAGUGCACUCCAUUUGACUGAUUUGAACAAUCCUGAUGCAUCAGAUGUGCCUCUGCUUUUUGUAAACUGA
Melampsora larici-populina 98AG31 is the source of this 3024-nucleotide messenger RNA. RefSeq lists its product as uncharacterized. The coding region runs from base 1 to 3024 and encodes 1007 amino acids. The transcript is spliced from 9 exons. NCBI's taxonomy places the organism in Eukaryota, Fungi, Basidiomycota, Pucciniomycetes, Pucciniales, Melampsoraceae. The record is from RefSeq and is a predicted model, not a curated record.